AUGGUGGAUUUACGGGAAGGGCAAGACGAGGAGCAGCAACCCCCGCCUGUUCGACAAGUGCUACAUAUUCAACAACCCCCACCAAUUCCACAGGAUCCAGCGGCUCAAGCAGUACCGCGAGUUCGGCCAGGUAUCGUUGCUAAUACUGGAGGCGAUGAUGGAGAGGGAAGCAGUGGUAGUAGCGAUGACGGGAGAGGAGACGGAGGGCAGCCAGGAGGACAGGCACCGCCAGGACCAGCAGGAGAUGGAGUAGGGGGCGGCUACCAAGCUCAGGGUGGACAACGGGCGGCAGCGCUACCCGUACCCCCCCCCCCUCCACCCCCAGCAACUGCACCGCUUUACGCAGCCCCGUCGACACCAGCGUGGGUCUACAAGGCACCUCGGCAGGAAAAGAAACUCCGGUUGCCGAAAUUUAAAAGCUUGGACGAACCGAAGUUGACGGUUAAAGCAUGGUUAAAGGCAGUGAAGAAUGAGCUGCGGCGACAGGUAACUUGA
Messenger RNA from Phytophthora nicotianae INRA-310, 495 nucleotides. RefSeq lists its product as hypothetical. Bases 1 to 495 code for a protein of 164 amino acids. NCBI's taxonomy places the organism in Eukaryota, Oomycota, Peronosporomycetes, Peronosporales, Peronosporaceae. The transcript has a single exon. The record is from RefSeq and is a predicted model, not a curated record.